GAAUUCUACCCACGACUCGCGACUCGGCUACAUCUGGCAGAGCCACUGAGCGUUCAUUCUCUUUGGAUUGUGCCCUCCGUACGGUUCGGAAGCUCCGCUGCCUUUGUGCGCUCGUUUUGAUCAAACUCGCCUGCUUUCAGUGGUGGUGUGUGUGCAGAAGAAAAAAAGAAUCCCCGCAGAAAAAUGUCUGGAAAGAAGGCUGAUCCUCUAGGCUUCGCCAAGGAUUUCCUGGCCGGAGGUAUCUCCGCUGCCGUGUCCAAGACUGCCGUCGCCCCGAUCGAGCGCGUCAAGCUGCUGCUCCAGGUGCAGGCUGCCUCCAAGCAGAUUGCCGUCGACCAGCAGUACAAAGGUAUCAUCGAUUGCUUUGUUCGCAUCCCCAAAGAACAGGGCUUCGGAGCUUUCUGGAGAGGUAACCUUGCCAACGUGAUCCGGUACUUCCCAACCCAGGCGCUGAACUUCGCCUUCAAGGAUGUGUACAAACAGGUCUUCUUGGGUGGCGUCGACAAGAACACACAGUUCUGGCGCUACUUCUUGGGUAACCUCGGAUCCGGUGGUGCCGCUGGUGCCACCUCGCUGUGCUUCGUCUACCCACUUGACUUCGCCCGUACCCGAUUGGGCGCUGAUGUCGGCCGUGCCGGAGCCGAGCGUGAGUACAACGGUCUGAUCGAUUGUCUGAAGAAGACCGUCAAGUCCGACGGUGUGGUCGGUCUGUACCGUGGCUUCAACGUGUCGGUCCAGGGUAUUAUCAUCUAUCGUGCUGCCUACUUCGGUUGCUUCGAUACUGCCAAGGGAAUGUUGCCAGACCCGAAGAACACCUCGAUCUUCGUCUCGUGGGCCAUCGCUCAGGUUGUAACCACGGCCUCCGGUGUCAUCUCCUAUCCAUUCGAUACCGUCAGAAGACGUAUGAUGAUGCAGUCCGGUCGUGCCAAGGCCGAUAUCAUGUACAAGAACACCCUCGACUGCUGGGUCAAGAUCUCCAAGCAGGAAGGAUCGUCGGCCUUCUUCAAGGGCGCUUUCUCCAACGUCCUGCGUGGUACUGGUGGUGCUCUUGUGCUCGUAUUCUACGAUGAGCUGAAGGCUCUGAUGGGUUAGAUUUAAGCUUAGCGAAAACAUUAAAACAACAAAAAGUUAUUAAAACCAGCUAAAGUAAACUAAACCGAUUGAGGUGAACAAAAAAAUCCGUAAAACCGCGUGAUCUGUUUAUUUAACGUUAGAAAGAAACUCACAGGCAAAGCCAGUCAAGCCGCGUUAUUUGUAGGAACUAGAAUGACUAAAUUACUCAAAACUGAAAUGCUAUUCUUACCAGACAGGACAACUCAGUUGUAAAUAGGCCGUACGAAAAUAAAAAAAAAAAGUGUUUCUUACGAGUGAAACGAUACAACCGAUCCUUUUUGAACACUUGAAAUGAAAGAGAAGUACACAUUCCGCUAUUCAACGACAUGUAAUGUUGCCUAGAGCUCAGAAUUUGUUGUGCGAAGUCAUUUCAGGGUAGAACAAUUUGCGAUUUUAAGAAAAGAAAGGACUUUUACGAAGACCGGCAAACAACUUGUGUAACUUUCGAUCAAGCAGGGCUUGACUUAACCGAACGGCGGACUACCAAGCUUCAAUCUUAUAGAUCCUGAGCAACGUUGGUUUGCUGACGAGAAUCGAUUUGCGAAUUAUAGUUGAAACCCGAGUAAAUAAUACAUAACUGUCAAUUGUUA
Molecule: messenger RNA, 1703 nt
Organism: Armigeres subalbatus
Lineage: Eukaryota; Metazoa; Arthropoda; Insecta; Diptera; Culicidae
Product: ADP,ATP carrier protein 1
Exons: 3
Coding region: 184-1092 (302 amino acids)
Biological process (GO): mitochondrial ATP transmembrane transport; mitochondrial ADP transmembrane transport
Cellular component (GO): mitochondrial inner membrane
Molecular function (GO): ATP:ADP antiporter activity
Source: RefSeq, a predicted model, not a curated record